This is a messenger RNA of Aspergillus ibericus CBS 121593, 1282 nucleotides long. Its product is annotated as TauD/TfdA dioxygenase family protein. Gene Ontology annotation, cellular component: cytoplasm. The coding region runs from base 53 to 1168 and encodes 371 amino acids. NCBI's taxonomy places the organism in Eukaryota, Fungi, Ascomycota, Eurotiomycetes, Eurotiales, Aspergillaceae. The record is from RefSeq and is a predicted model, not a curated record. Gene Ontology annotation, molecular function: 2-oxoglutarate-dependent dioxygenase activity. The transcript has 3 exons.
CCAGUAUCCAACUUCUUUCAACUAUUUACUCGAUUGAUUAGUAACCACCAUCAUGGCUCCCGGACUCUCUACAGACCUUCCCAUCCACUCACACCCAUCGUCUGGGGAUGCGAAGAUCGACCAGCCACGAUAUCCCACGCCGUUGAAGCCCAGCGGCGCUCUGGACAAGUUCGCCUUUGAAGAAACCACCCCCGUCAUUGGCCGCGAGUAUCCCACCGUCAACAUCGUCGACGACCUGCUGAAUGCGCCCAAUUCCGAUGAACUGGUGCGCGACCUAGCCAUCACAAUCUCCCAACGCGGCGUCGUCUUCUUCCGCGCCCAAACCAACCUCACCGACGACCUCCAAAAGACCCUCGUCCAACGACUCGGCGAACUCACCGGCAAACCCGCCAGCUCGACCCUGCACAUCCACCCAGUCCUCAACAACACGAGCGAAUUCGGCGUCGCAGACGCCCAAAUCAGCACCAUCAGCUCCCUCGCCCGCAAGAAGAUGUUCAUCCACGAACGCCAACCCGACCAACGCCGCUACGACUCCGCCCAAUGGCACUCCGACAUCCAAUUCGAGCCCGCGCCCGCCGACUACACCUCCCUCCGACUGACCCAGCUCCCCAGCAGCGGCGGCGACACGCUCUGGGCGUCCGGAUACGAGAUCUAUGACCGCUUUUCCCGCAAAUACCAAGAAUUCUUCGAAGGAUUGACGGCGACGUUCGUGGGCGAUGGCUUCAUCAGAGCCGCGGAGAGGAACCCCACGGAAAUCAAACUGUACACGGACCCGCGAGGAAGUCCGUUGAAUGUCGGGGCGGAGUUAUCAGCCGUGCAUCCGGUUGUGCGUACGAAUCCGGUGACCGGGUGGAAGAGUAUUUUUGCGUUGGGACCGUUUCCGAAAUAUAUUAAUGGGUUGACUGCGAGUGAGUCGGAGGAGUUGUUGAGAAAGUUUAAAUCGGUGAUUACGGAGAAUCAUGAUCUCCAGGUGAGGUUUAAGUGGAGGAAUGAGCAUGAUAUUGCUAUUUGGGAUAACCGGUCAGUGUACCACAGCGCGACAUUCGAUUACGAGGGUCUUGGAGAACGAUUCGGACACCGCGCAGUUGGAAUCGGGGAGAGGCCUUAUCUGGACCCGAAUAGCCAGUCCAGGACGGAAGCACUGGCCGCGAAAGGGUUUUCGGAUUGAAUGAUUCAUGAUGCAUGAUUGCAUGGAGUAUAUAAUGCGAACUGAGUUUGUUUAUAGCAACUGCACAGGGCUCUGGGAGGCUCUAGCCUUCCGCCAGAUGUUGAUGAAUACGAC